CGGUUCCUGGGCUGGCAAAGCAGACUUUCCUGUUUGGGCUGUGCUGUGCAGCCACCGUUCCUGCUGUACCCACAGCUCUGUGCUUGGUGGGACCCUGUCUUACACCGCAGCAUGCCCCUGUCAUGCACAGCACCUGGGCCUGGAGCCUGCACAGCGCAGAAGGGAGACUGAGGCUGAGGAGGAGACUUGUCCGUCACCCCAGCUUGGCCAUGGAAGCAGCAGCCAGGAAAGGCAGGGCCACAGCCUCCCCACGCACCAGCAACGCUGUGGCCAUUGCCACUACGGCUGGGCCGGGCUUCCUGGAGGACUGGCUUAGCCACAUCCCACUACCAAAAUGGGCACUUAUCGCCGUGGCUGUGGCAGUAGCCGUUCUCCUCCUCCUCUUCCUCGUCUGCAUCAUCAGGUGCUGCUGUGGCAAGAAGAAGCCCAAGAAGAAGGAAAGAGUCAGCUUGCAGACUGUCAACAGCUCCACCACGGCCAGCCUCGUGCAGCCUGAGCUGGAGGACCUGGAGCAGGGCACGGAGCAGACGGGGCGAGGCAAGCUGCAGUACUCCCUGGAGUACAACUUCCGUGCGCAGGAGCUGAAAGUUGGCAUCAAGCAGGCAGCUGAGCUGAAGGCCAUGGACAGCGGAGGCACAUCUGAUCCUUACGUGAUUGUCUAUCUAACGUCUGAUAUGAAGAAGAGGUACGAGACCAAGGUUUACCGCAAGACCCUGAACCCUGUCUUCAAUGAGAGCUUCACUUUUCAGGUACUCCAGGCAGAGGUGCCUGAAUCCACACUGGUGAUGCAAAUCUAUGAUUUCAACCGCUUUGCCAAACACGACACCAUCGGUGAGGUCCGGCUGCCCCUGGCCAGUGUCAGCCUGCAGCACGUCAUCGAGCAGUGGAGUGACCUGGUGGCAGCCAGCAAAGUGGAGGAAGAGCAGCUGGGGGAGAUCUGCUUCUCGCUGCGCUAUGUCCCCAGCACCGGCAAGCUGACAGUGCUCAUCCUGGAAGCCAAGAAGCUGAAGCGGAUGGACUCCCACGGGCUCUCAGAUCCUUUUGUCAAGGUGCAUCUCAUCCUGAACAGGAAGAAAUGGAAAAAGAAGACAACAAGUGUGAAGAAAAACACCCUAAGUCCUUACUUCAAUGAGGUGUUUGUUUUUGAAGUCCCUUUCAGUCAGAUCCAGAACGUUGACGUGGUCAUCUCUGUCUGGGAUCAUGACAAAGUGACCAAGAAUGAGCCCAUUGGCAAACUCUUUUUGGGCUGCCGAGCCACAGGCAACCAACUGCGGCACUGGUCUGACAUGCUGUCCAACCCACGCCGGCCCCUCGCCCAGUGGCACAGCCUGCAACCCCCAGACAUGGUUGACAAAGCCCUGGGUCUGAAGCCCCACCUCAAGCUGCCUUUGCCCCACAGAUAACGAAGCUCUUCUCCUCCACCUGGGACAGAGGGCUUGCGGAGGGGUGAGGGGCUUUUGCUCAGCAGCAUCCAGAUGUGUCAAUCCCAGCUCAGCAUCAGCGAAGAGGGGACUGGGGACCCUUCUUGGCCAAGAGAUGGUCUGGCUGCUGGUACAGCUCAUGCCCUGGGUGGUGCUUGGAGUGGGGCAGCUGGGCAGCCCAUGGCAAGGCUGGACGUGGUGCAGAGGAUGCUAGAGGGGAUGGCAUGGGUGCAGGGGCCGGCUCAUCCCAGCUGCUUGUGGGCUGGGGGGGACAAA
This is a messenger RNA of Colius striatus (speckled mousebird), 1697 nucleotides long. It is a transcript of the gene SYT8, whose product is annotated as synaptotagmin 8. NCBI's taxonomy places the organism in Eukaryota, Metazoa, Chordata, Aves, Coliiformes, Coliidae. Gene Ontology annotation, biological process: regulation of calcium ion-dependent exocytosis; calcium ion-regulated exocytosis of neurotransmitter; synaptic vesicle endocytosis. Bases 123 to 1403 code for a protein of 426 amino acids. Gene Ontology annotation, cellular component: axon; dense core granule; synaptic vesicle membrane. The record is from RefSeq and is a predicted model, not a curated record. Gene Ontology annotation, molecular function: calcium ion binding; clathrin binding; calcium-dependent phospholipid binding. The transcript is spliced from 9 exons.